Molecule: messenger RNA, 2122 nt
Organism: Talpa occidentalis (Iberian mole)
Lineage: Eukaryota; Metazoa; Chordata; Mammalia; Eulipotyphla; Talpidae
Gene: OAT
Product: ornithine aminotransferase
Exons: 11
Coding region: 161-1480 (439 amino acids)
Cellular component (GO): cytoplasm
Molecular function (GO): identical protein binding; L-ornithine transaminase activity; pyridoxal phosphate binding
Source: RefSeq, a predicted model, not a curated record
GCGUCGCGUCGCUCCGCCGGGUGGACGCGGGAGUCGGCGGCUUCGGGGGCGCCGCAGGAGUUGCUGGUGUCUCGGGAACUGCGGGAAGCCAAAGACCAUCGUCCCGGGAUCUCGGGUUGCAGAUCUGUGUUCUGGUCCUGGUGUCCAACGUGAGGGCAGGAUGUUUUCCAAACUGGCGCAUUUGCAGACUGUGGCUGUGCUCCGCCGAGGAUUUCAUUCUUCAGUGGCGUCUGCUGCAUCUAUUGCUACUAAAAAAACAGUCCAAGGCCCUCCAUCCUCGGAUUACAUUUAUGAACGUGAAUCUAAGUAUGGUGCCCACAACUACCACCCUCUACCUGUUGCCCUGGAAAGAGGAAAAGGUAUUUACGUAUGGGAUGUAGAAGGUAGAAAAUAUUUCGACUUCCUGAGCGCUUAUAGUGCUGUCAACCAAGGGCACUGUCACCCGAAGAUCGUGAGUGCUCUGAAAAGCCAGGCGGACAAGCUGACCCUGACGUCGCGGGCUUUCUACAACGAUGUGCUGGGCGAGUACGAGGAGUACGUCACCAAGCUCUUCAACUACCACAAAGUCCUCCCUAUGAAUACAGGAGUGGAGGCUGGAGAGACCGCCUGCAAACUGGCGCGCCGCUGGGGCUACACUGUGAAGGGCAUUCAGAAGUACAAAGCGAAGAUCGUUUUUGCAGCUGGAAACUUCUGGGGUAGAACAAUGUCUGCCAUCUCCAGUUCCACAGACCCAGCCAGUUAUGAUGGUUUUGGACCAUUCAUGCCAGGUUUUGAAAUCAUCCCAUAUAAUGACCUGCCUGCCCUUGAGCGUGUUCUUCAGGAUCCAGACGUCGCUGCCUUCAUGGUAGAACCAAUUCAAGGUGAAGCGGGUGUUGUUGUUCCAGAUCCAGGCUACCUGAUGGGCGUUCGAGAGCUCUGCACCCGGCACCAGGUCCUGUUUAUUGCUGAUGAAGUACAGACAGGCUUGGCCAGGACUGGCAGGUGGCUGACGGUGGAUCAUGAGAAUGUCAGACCUGACAUCGUCCUCCUCGGAAAGGCGCUUUCUGGAGGCCUGUACCCCGUGUCUGCAGUGCUGUGUGAUGACGAGGUGAUGCUGACCAUCAAGCCCGGGGAGCACGGCUCAACAUAUGGUGGCAACCCCCUUGGCUGCCGGGUUGCCAUCGCUGCCCUGGAGGUUUUGGAAGAAGAAAACCUGUGUGAAAACUCAGACAAGAUGGGCGUCAUCUUGAGAAAUGAACUGAUGAAACUGCCGUCUGAUAUCGUGACAGCUGUGAGAGGAAAAGGAUUGCUGAACGCUAUUGUUAUCAGGCAAACCAAAGAUUAUGAUGCUUGGAAGGUGUGUCUGCGUCUUCGAGAUAAUGGACUUCUGGCCAAGCCCACCCACGGCGACAUCAUAAGGCUUGCGCCUCCGCUUGUGAUCAAGGAGGAUGAGGUCCGGGAGUCCGUGGAGAUCAUCAACAAGACCAUCUUGUCUUUCUGAGGCUCUGGCUUGUCGGCAGGGGUGCCUGGCAGCUGCCGGAGACGGCAGGUCAGCGAUGGUCUGGAGAGCCCGCUGCGGCUCUGCCCUCACCACAGCUCAUUCCACUCCCCCGUGUCUUCACAGACCUUUCUGUAAUAUAUAUGUAUUUUCAGUUCACCCACCAGAGAAUGGCAUUUGUAAGUGUGCAGUUGGCCGUGUAACAUGCGAGGACGCCACGGCUUCUGUGUAGGGUUGUUUUUGUGUGUGAGCGUGCUUCCUGAGGUGAAAGGCGUCUGCCUGUACAUGGAUAGCCUUUUAAUCAAGCCCCUGAGUAUAAUUUAUAUGUUUUUAUAAUUUCCUUGCUGGUGCAAAUAUUCUGUAUUUGAGAGGUUAUAUGGGGUGUUAGAUAGUUGACUUGCUGACCUUCUAAAGUUGCAUCGUAAGAAUUGAAUUUUAGUAGGAUUAAUUAUUAAUCUUAUAUAAAACACUAGAUUUAAGUAAAUUUUAUAUUGACCAAUGCCCUGAUAUAUUCUGUGAAUGUCAUUAUUUUGAAUCAAAAAUUAAUGUUUAAAUUCCCCAAAUUGUGUUUUAAGCCCUUGACAUAAUUUGUAAAAAAAAUCUUCCUUUUCAGUGUUUCUUUAAAUUCAAAAUAAAGCAUAUUUA